AUGGAGGAGCCAUCUCCUGCACCUGCAGACCAUGACAAUGAGCAAACCCCGUUGCUUCGAAACUUUCAGGACCGACAAUUCCACGUUCUGCCGCGCAAACAACUCCUGAUCGUCUUCCCGGCCUUGGCCCUGGUCCAGUUCACCUCCUUCCUCGACCAAACCGCUAUCUCGACUGCGCUGCCAGCAAUCGCAGACGGUCUGCACAUUGGCUCGUCGAUAUCCUGGGUCGGUGCCAGUUUUCUGGUUACCAGCACCAGCGUCCAAUUAAUCAACGGUCGGCUAUCCGAUAUUUUUGGCCGGAAGACAUGUUUGAUUACUGCCUUGACCAUCAUGGCACUGGGAAAUAUUGCGUCGGGAUUCUCGGUUACCCCAUCGGAACUGUAUGCGACCCGUGCAUUCAGCGGGUUCGGCGCUGGUGCCAUUAACGCUCUCGUGCAGAUUGCUGUGUCUGACUACACUACCCUGGCUCAGAGAGGCUACUAUUUUGGCAUCAUUGGUGUUGCGACAGCGUUGGGGAAUGGCCUGGGACCUGUGGUGGGAGGAGCCCUGACGGAGCAGACCAGCUGGCGAUGGACGUUCUGGUUUAUCGGGCCCUUGGCCGGGGCUGCGGUUCUUCACAUUGCUUUCGUUCUGCCACAGUCAGGCGCCAGUACUAGAGGGAUCUGGAAGCAGCUCCAACUGAUGGAUUGGCUCGGGAUGUUGACGAGUAUGGUUGCGAUUAUACUGAUCUUGAUUCCCCUGUCUCAAGGAGGUUCAGCUAUCUCCUGGACGUCCCCAACGGUGAUAGCAAUGCUGUCUACCGGUGUGUGUCUAUUCCUGGUGUUCCUUGUCAUCGAAUGGCGAUCCAUCAAACUACCCCUUCUACCACUGCACCUAUUCCAGUAUGGCCUCUCUACCAACAUUCUCCUCGCUAUGAAUGUCAUCAUCGGUUGGGUCUUCUGGUCAAAUCUCUUCUACAUCCCCCUCUAUUUUCAGAAUGUUCGGGGCUGGAGUCCAGCAACGGCAGGAUCUUUGAUCUUACCUAUGGUCAUCGCCCACGGGGCAACCUCUGCGCUGAGUGGGAUCCUGGUUGCGGCAACGGGUCGCUAUACCCGCAUCAUUAGCGGCGGAGCGGCGCUGUGGACGAUUGGUGCAGUCGGCAAAACCCUGUAUGGGCAGACAACACCUGUCUGGUCAUUUUUCAUGAUUGGUAUCUUUGAAGGCUUUGGUGUCGGUUGUUCUCUCCAACCAGUGCUGGUUGGACUCCUGGCGGGCUCUCAAAACGCAGACCGCGCUGUGCUCACAGGUCUUCGCAACUUCAUCCGUGAUAUUGGCGGCGCGAUGGGCAUUACCAUAUCCGGUACAAUCCUGAACAACAUCCUCUACAGUGGACUAAAGGGCAAGCUCAGCCCAGAGUUGGUCUCCAAGUUGGCUUCCUCCGCAUUUGCACUGCGGGGCAUGGAUCUAUCGGAUGACGAUAAGCAAUUGGUCUCUACUGUCUACAUGCGCGGUGUUCAGGCAGUAUUUGUUUCCUAUGCCGUGCUUAUCUCCAUCUACUUACUCUGCUCUCUAUUUAUCGAGGACUAUGGGCUUGGUGGGAAAUAUCCCCAAGUAAAAUCCAGUGUGACUACAAACCGCGAGGAGACAGAGGAAUGCUAG
Molecule: messenger RNA, 1638 nt
Organism: Aspergillus viridinutans
Lineage: Eukaryota; Fungi; Ascomycota; Eurotiomycetes; Eurotiales; Aspergillaceae
Exons: 5
Coding region: 1-1638 (545 amino acids)
Biological process (GO): transmembrane transport
Molecular function (GO): transmembrane transporter activity
Source: RefSeq, a predicted model, not a curated record